UGGAGAAAAUAAUUUGAAAUGUCAAAGGAGAAUAAAGUUGAAGUUGUUACUUCGAAUCUCGAGAGUACCUCAAAUGAUGACUUGGAGUAUGGAAUCGACGUCGAUGCCAGCAAAAGAGCAGAGUUGCAAAGAGGUUUAAAACCCAGACAUAUCCAGUUGAUUGCCAUUGGUGGUGUUAUUGGAACCGGGUUAUUUGUGGGGUCAGGGGCAGCUUUGUCUACCUGUGGACCUGCUGCCUUAUUGACUUCCUACCUCAUCAUGUCUGUAGUCAUCUACGGGGUGAUGCUUUAUUUAGCCGAAAUGGCUACCUACUUGCCUUUGAAGGGAAGUUCAAUCUCCACAUUUGCAACCAGAUACGUGGAUAAGUCAUUGGGGUUCGCCAUGGGUUGGAAUUAUUGGUACUCGUAUAACAUGUUGGUACCCACCGAAAUCACCGCUGCUGGUAUUGUUGUGAAAUACUGGACUGACAAGGUACCGGUUGGAGUGUGGAUCACUAUCUUCUGGCUUGUGAUUGUGGGAUUGAAUUGCCUUGCUGUGAAAUAUUACGGAGAAGCCGAGUUUUGGUUUGCUUCGUUAAAGAUUUUCUGUAUUUUGGGUUUGAUCGUCACCGGUAUUGUCAUCUUUUUUGGUGGAGCACCUACUCAUGACCGUUUGGGAUUCAGAUAUUGGAAUGAACCUGGUUCAUUUGCCCAGCACUUGGCGUCAGGUAACACUGCCAAGUUUUUGGAUGUGUGGACGAGUAUCAUCAAAUCUGCUUUUGCAUUUAUCCAAGGUCCUGAAUUGGUGGCCUUGGCUGCUGGUGAGGCCAAAAAACCUAGGCAGAACAUUCCUUUUGCAGCCAGGACUUUUGUUUACAGAGUCAUCUUCUUCUACGUGUUGGGGGCUUUGGUUAUUGGUGUCAUUGUCCCAUACACCAACCCUAACCUUUUGAGUGGCAGUGGAAAUGGUGCCUCGUCUCCAUUUGUUAUUGGUAUUAAAAACGCUGGAAUUAAGGUUCUCGACCAUAUCGUCAAUGCAGUUAUCUUGACUUCAGCCUGGUCUUCUGGUAACUCGUAUUUGUAUGCUUCCACCAGAAGUUUGUUGGGGUUGGCCAGAGAGGGUUACGCUCCCAAGUUCUUGGAUAAAACCAACAAAUACGGAGUCCCCAUCACUAUUAUUCCAUGUGCGGCCUUCAGUUUAUUGGCAUACUUAAACGUCAGCAACUCUUCUGCCGAAGCAUUUAACUGGUUCUCCAAUAUUUGUACCAUUUCAGGUUUAAUUGGAUGGGUGUGUCUUGGAAUCAGUUACUUGAGAUUCAGAAAGGCCUGUUCUGUGCAAGGAAUUUAUGAAACCUUGCCAUACAAGGCACCAUUCCAGCCAUACUUGACGUGGUUUGUGAUUGUGUUUGUGACGAUUGUUUGUAUCACCAACGGUUAUGCGGUGUUCUUUGACUUUAACGGGUCCGACUUUGUGGCCGCCUACAUUACUUUACCUUUGUUUUUUGGGUUGUACUUUGGACACAAGAUUUAUAUGAAAGUUGUCCACGGAUACACCAGGUGGUACUAUCCUGCUGAAGAAAUUGAUUUGAUCACCGGCUUGGCCGAGGUUGAGGCCGAAGACGCAGCCGAGCCUGAGAGAAUCCCCAAGAACUUUGCCGAAAAAGUGUGGUUCUGGAUGGGUUGAUGUAUUAUAUUGUGUAGCGCUACGUAUGAGUAAAAAAGCUAAUUUAAAUUUGCAGCAUU
This is a messenger RNA of Yamadazyma tenuis ATCC 10573, 1721 nucleotides long. RefSeq lists its product as uncharacterized. The record is from RefSeq and is a predicted model, not a curated record. NCBI's taxonomy places the organism in Eukaryota, Fungi, Ascomycota, Pichiomycetes, Serinales, Debaryomycetaceae. Gene Ontology annotation, biological process: amino acid transmembrane transport. Gene Ontology annotation, cellular component: membrane. Gene Ontology annotation, molecular function: amino acid transmembrane transporter activity.